Adineta steineri is the source of this 1152-nucleotide messenger RNA. NCBI's taxonomy places the organism in Eukaryota, Metazoa, Rotifera, Eurotatoria, Adinetida, Adinetidae. The record is from the annotation of a GenBank genome assembly.
AUGAUUUUUUACACGUAUAUCUGCUUUUUAUUACAUAUUUUAAUUAUAUCAAGUUUACAAGAAAAAUCUCUAUUGGGAAACAUUAUUCGUAAGGAAUUAGGUAAAUUUCAAUGUGAUAUUCAUGAUUUUACUAGUACGUAUAAAAAUGAAUUUCAAGAAUCACCAUUCAGAAAUCGAAGUAUAAAGGAAAUAACAGCUUCAUGGCAAAGUACAUUUCCCGAAGGCAACUAUCGAACAAAUACAAAAAAUUCAAUACCAUUUAGUCGUAUGAAUCUUCGUGAGCCAGAUACUAUUCUUCGUAUGGCUGAAUAUCAAGCCAUGAUUUAUUGUAAAUCGACUAUGUUAGGUGCACCAUCAGACAUAUCUUCAAUAAGAAAUAUGGCAAAGAAAAAUCUUCGUGUUGGUAAUUUCACAAUUGAAGCAACUGGUUUUGAUAGAAAACGUGUUUCAUAUUGGUAUAUUGCAUCAAAUAUUGCUCAACAAUCAAUUAUACUUGUUCAUCGUGGAACUAAAACAUCAAAUCCAAGUGAUGUGUUUGAUGAUCUUGAUCGUUUUAAUAUACAUAAUACACAUGGCUUACUCAAUCGAGAUUUUUCUUAUUUAUCUUCAUCAAAAGAUGUUUAUGUUGAUAGUGGUUUUUAUCAACGAUUUCAACAUGAAAAAACAGCAAUUGUAUCUGCUCUUCGUCCAGUUCUUAGUCGAUAUUCAAAUCCUGCUUUUUCAUUUAUUGUUGUUGGUCAUUCACUUGGUGCUUCAUGGGCAUUUUUAAAUGCUGCAUAUUUUGCUAGUCAAAAUGAUAUUAAUCAACGAAUGUCGGCUAUCUAUACAUUUGGUCAACCAUUACUUGGUUCAGCAGCAUUUGUCAAUGAAAUAACAAAGAAAUUAAAUACACCAAAUGAACGUUAUGUUCGUGUAGUUAAUGGAAAUGAUAUGGUUCCUCAUAUAGGCUGUGGAAAAUGUAUUCAACCAGAAUAUGCAAAUGAAAAAUGGAUUAUGAAUACGAAUGAAGUUAUAUGGAAAGAUUGUAAUGGUGGUAAAGAUCUUAAAUGUAGUUCUGGUAUACCUUGUAAUAAAUUAUCAUGGUCAAAUCAUAGCGCUGUAGGUAAAUUGUCAAUGCGUGGUGAAUUUUGUCGAAUUGCAAGCAAUAGUUGA